AUGGCAACAAAACGUAAACUUCCUGAUAAUCCAAAUUCUGAAUUAGUUGAUUUUCUUCAUGAAUUAGCUGAUUAUGAAAAAAAUGUCUCACGUUUAAUACAUAAAUAUAAUGCUUAUCGAAAAGCAGCUAGUUCAAUAGCUAAAGUUGAUCAUAAAAUUGAAACCAUAAAAGAUAUUAAAGGAUUGGAAGGAAUAGGAAAAAAAAUUGAAGCAAAAAUUGAACAAUAUUUAUCAACUGGAAAAAUACAAAAAUUAGAAACUAAUCGUGGUGAUGCAACAGGUGCAUCUAUUAAUGAAUUAACACGUAUUAUGGGUAUUGGUCCUGCACAUGCAAAUAAACUUGUUCAUCAAGAAAAAAUAAAAUCUAUUGAUGAGUUACGAUCACAUCCAAAACGUGAUCAAUUAUUAAGUAAAACUCAACAACUUGGUUUAAAAUAUCUUGAAGAAUUUGAACAAAAAAUUCCUCGUGAUGAAAUGAAACAAAUGGAGACAAUUCUUCUUCGUGAGAUCACUGCAAUUGAUGAUCAAUUUAAAGCAGAAAUUGUCGGUAGUUAUCGACGAGGUGCUGCUGCAAGUUCCGACAUUGAUGUAUUAGUAACACAUCCAACAACAACAAAAUUAUCUUCAUUAAUUCAUAAAAUAGUUGAUGUAUUAACAAAAAAAGUUCAUUUUAUAACUGAUACUAUUUCUAUUGGAGAUUCAAAAUUUAUGGGUGUUUGUCAAAUGGAUAAAAAUAAAUUACAUCGUCGUAUUGAUAUACGAGUUUUUCCGAGUGAACAAUAUUAUUGUGCAUUACUUUUUUUUACUGGAAAUGAUCAACUUAAUCGUCAUAUGCGUAUUGUUGCACAUGAACAAGGUUAUAAAUUAAAUGAAUAUUCAAUUCAAAAAGUUGGAUCAACCGGUGUAUUAAGUAAACCAUUACCAGUAACAUCUGAAAAAGAUAUUUUUGAUUAUCUUCAAAUGGAUUAUAAAGAACCUAAUGAACGUAAUAUGUAA
Messenger RNA from Rotaria sp. Silwood1, 996 nucleotides. The record is from the annotation of a GenBank genome assembly. NCBI's taxonomy places the organism in Eukaryota, Metazoa, Rotifera, Eurotatoria, Philodinida, Philodinidae.